UUCAGUUUGUCGUCAAAAUCUAUUGUGUUGUAAGCUCAAAAGUUGAUAAUAAUUGAUUGAACUUGAUUUUUGAUUUGUGGAUUGAGAAGAGAUGUUGGUGUUUCUCGUAGUGUUCUUGACAUUAAGUCUCAUUUAUUUUCUUCGAUUUCAUUACACUUUAAUUCAUGCGUUUCGUUUAUCGUGGAAAAUCAAUGGACCAACAGCUCUUCCACUCAUUGGCAAUGGAUUUAUGUUUUGGACCGAUUCCUCAGCAGAAAUAUUUGGAAUUUUUCUAAAAAUACUAAAAGCACAUGGUGAGUAUUUUCGAAUUUGGUUCGGACCCGAGCUGAACGUUGUCAUUUCGAAUCCAAAAGACAUCGAGAUUCUAUUAAGCAGUUCGCGCCAUAUCGAUAAAUCGACAAUGUAUAAUUUUUUAAAACCGUGGCUUAACGAGGGUCUCCUAUUGAGCAAAGGAAAAAAAUGGUACGACCGCAGAAAAGCGAUAACACCGGCUUUCCACUUCAACAUUUUGGAGAAGUUUGUUGAAGUUUUCGACCGUCUGGGCAAUACGGUUGUAGACAAAUUAAAAACGUACGAAGUCACCGAUGACGUAGAACUUUAUCCUAUCGCUGUAUUGUAUGCAUUGGAUGUUAUGUGUGAAACCGCAAUGGGUGUUAGCGUUGAUGCUCUUUCGAAGCCAAAUUCAGAAUACGUACAGGCAGUUAAAGAUAUCGCUUAUGUGGUGCACACUCGUAUGCAUGAUUUUACACUUCGAUUCGACUCACUCUUCAAACAUUCUAAAAUGGCAAAAACACACGAAGGUGCAUUGCAUGUACUGCACGGAUUUACUGAUGAUGUAAUACGUAAACGACGGCAAGAGUUAUUGGAGUAUAAGAUGAGUGAUAACGAAAACGGUGACCAAAAGGAUGGAGAAUACGAGGUCCUUGGCAUUCGUAAGAAAGAAGCAUUUUUGGAUUUGUUAUUGCAUUCGACCAUUGAAGGCAAACCGCUUACCGAUCUUGAGAUCCGUGAAGAAGUUGAUACGUUCAUGUUUGAGGGUCACGAUACGACUACCUCAGGUAUCACGUUUUGUUUGUACAAUAUAGCAAAACACCCGGAAGUUCAAAGAAAAUGUUUCGAUGAAAUCGCUACUGUGUUUGGAUCGGAUACAAAAGAGCCAACAACGAUUUCAAAACUAAACCAAUUAUCUUAUUUAGAAUUAGUUAUAAAAGAAACGUUGCGUUUAUUCCCUUCGGUUCCAUUCAUUGGUCGCAUUGCCAUGCAGGACAUCGAAUUGACCCAAAAUCGAAUUAUUCCAACCGGUGCGAAUGUCCUUGUUCCAAUAUACACAAUACAACGCAAUGAAAAGUAUUUCGAAGACGCCGAUGCAUUUAAACCAGAAAGAUUUUUGGCUGAACGGACUGCAGAAAAACAAAGCUCAUUCAUUUAUGUUCCAUUUUCAGCCGGACCACGAAAUUGUAUCGGACAAAAGUUUGCCAUGUAUGAGAUUAAAAGCAUCGUGUCGAAAAUUCUACGCAAUUUUGAAUUGACUCUAACUGAAGAAAGUAGCGCAUUUCCUACUCUUACAGCGGAACUCAUUUUACGGCCAGAAAACUCUAUCAAGUUUCAACUUAAACCCAGAGUAUACUAACAAUAUUUAAUUUAUGAAAAGAAUCUAUUUAAUAAACACAUACAAAAGCAAAAUUAAAA
Contarinia nasturtii (swede midge) is the source of this 1689-nucleotide messenger RNA. RefSeq names its product cytochrome P450 4d1-like. The record is from RefSeq and is a predicted model, not a curated record. Gene Ontology annotation, molecular function: iron ion binding; heme binding; oxidoreductase activity, acting on paired donors, with incorporation or reduction of molecular oxygen. Lineage: Eukaryota; Metazoa; Arthropoda; Insecta; Diptera; Cecidomyiidae. Bases 92 to 1630 code for a protein of 512 amino acids. The transcript is spliced from 9 exons.